AUGAAAUCGGAUAACGAUUAUCCCGAUAACUUGGAAAGAGUUCAGGUGAAAAUAUUGACAAGAAUAGUUAAAAUGACUCACAUUUGUUCUAAACCUAUACUUAUUGGACCAUCAAUUUUGAAUGCGGAUUUGUCCAAACUAGCUGUUGUUUGUGAUCAUCUACUUAACUCUGGCGCUGAUUACCUACACCUCGAUGUCAUGGAUGGACAUUUCGUACCCAAUAUCACAUUUGGGCAUCCUGUUGUAGCGUCUUUGAAAAAACACCUUCCAUCCAAGGCGUUUUUAGAUCUUCACAUGAUGGUUUCUAAUCCCGAAAAGUGGGUUGAAAAUAUGAAAGCUGCUGGAGCAAGCCAAUACACUUUUCACUUAGAAUCAACUGGAAAUGCUAUGCAUUGUAUUCACAAAAUACGUGAAGCUGACAUGAAAGUUGGUCUUGGUAUAAAACCAAAAACACCAGUCACUGAAGUAUUACCUUAUGUUGACUCCGUUGAUAUGAUUUUAAUUAUGACUGUCGAACCCGGUUUUGGUGGGCAAAAAUUUAUGGCAGAUAUGUUACCAAAGGUUAAGUAUCUUCGUGAAAGGUAUGCAAAUUUGGAUAUUGAAGUUGAUGGUGGUGUCACCCUGAAGAACGUUCGAGAUUGCGUCGAAGCUGGAGCGAAUAUGAUUGUCUCUGGCACUGAAAUAACAAGUCAUGAAAAUCCUGCUAAUAUUAUUAGAUUGAUGAGAUCUACUGCUGGUCAACUUUUUAAUUCAUCACUCAUAGAUUAG
Schistosoma guineensis is the source of this 768-nucleotide messenger RNA. The record is from the annotation of a GenBank genome assembly. NCBI's taxonomy places the organism in Eukaryota, Metazoa, Platyhelminthes, Trematoda, Strigeidida, Schistosomatidae.